This is a messenger RNA of Peronospora matthiolae, 897 nucleotides long. The record is from the annotation of a GenBank genome assembly. Lineage: Eukaryota; Oomycota; Peronosporomycetes; Peronosporales; Peronosporaceae.
AUGGCCGAAGGGAUUGAUACUUUGCAAUCCCUGUACUCGCGUUCGUGGAGGUCGUUUUCUGACGGCCCUUCUUCGACCGCAGCGCGUGGGUCUCGUCAUAUUGCUCGACGAGACCCGGAAUAUCUACGAUCAGCUGGGCACGAGAAUCCCAGCUGUCCCAGGCCGGUGGAUAGCCACACCAGCAACCGAGAUAACUCGUCCGGGCGCCAUUCACGUCGCGGUAGCUCAAGGUAUGCUCCACCAGAAAGCGUUGACGACCGCUUGAGUCCACUAAAGGAUGUGGUGGUGGCGGGACCACCUGAUCCGGCUCGGCGGUCGGAUCAGCUUGAUGUUCAGGAACUAAACCGUGUAACGGAACAGCUACACGAUAUCCUGGAUCAUGAACGGACUCGGCGUUACAAGCUCCAUGACAUUGCAACGAAUAAUUACAAUUUCUUAGUGCACGAUCGUUCAAAUGAUCUCCCGCGUUUGCGUUCGAGCAACUUGAGAACGAACGUUCGACUCGUUCUCUUCGUGACGAGCUGGAUGCAGCUCGUCGGACAUCGCUCUUCUGUGCGAGCAGGUCGCUUCGCUAGUCCACCAGACUGGCUCGUUGAAACGGGACCACUCGAAGGUGGUCUCGCCCUCGACCGCGGAGGUGUUAUUCGCAUCUUGAAACGGGCGCGUACUGAUAUUACGGGCGGUGACGUCCAACGUAAAACGCAGGAUGUGUACGCAUCUUACGGGCAGUUCAAUCGUGUAUGCGUUGCCCAUUCGGCGCAACACACAAAAUGGACCGAUGUACCUGGGCAGUUUUACUGCUGCCCAUGUUUGUCACUGCGUGUUUCGCGCAUCUGCAAACGAGUCUUGAACGAAGCGGACAACCGCUUCGUGAGUCAGCAGAAAUCCCUCUGCUGA